UCAAACACAGUUUUGUCCUCACGGCUCGCCGUAGUGGAAACUCCACGGCGCUGCAGUUGUUGUGAAGAAGUGGGCUCAGACACACGGAGGAGGGCCCUCCGCUAACACACAAACCGCAGGCAGAGCACAACAAGCUGCUGUCGUGACACUGUAAAUAGUGAGGCAUUAUGGGUAACACAAGUGACAGGGUGUCUGGAGAUCGCCAUGGAGGCAAGGCCCACCGCUCAGACAGCAGCGGGAGUCACAAAGACCAAGAGCACAGCAGCAAGAUGGUGGACAGCACAGACGACCCCAACAUCUUUAACACCCACGGACCCGAUUCCAAGGCAUCAGGAGAGAAAGAAUUCACCCCAGAUCUAGAUGACCUGGUUAAAACUGGCCCUCAGGCUCGACCCACUGUGAUCCGCUGGGCUGGAGGGGGGAAGGAGGUCUACAUAGCCGGCUCCUUCAAUAACUGGAGCACAAAAAUACCACUAAAUAAGAGCCACAAUGAUUUUGUAGCAAUUCUGGACCUGCCUGAAGGAGAGCACCAGUACAAGUUUUUUGUAGAUGGGCAGUGGGUCAAUGAUCCCUCAGAGCCAGUGGUAACCAGCCAGCUUGGCACCAUCAACAACCUGAUCCAGGUGAAGAAGUCAGACUUUGAGGUGUUUGACGCCCUACAGGUUGACUCUCUGGAGUGUUCCGACACAUCAGAUCUGUCCAGUUCCCCUCCGGGUCCAUAUGGGCAGGAGCAGUAUGUCUUCAGACCUGAGGAGCAUUUCAAAGCUCCACCGAUACUCCCGCCUCACCUGCUUCAAGUCAUUCUCAACAAGGACACCAAUAUAUCUUGUGACCCUGCCCUGCUGCCUGAACCCAACCAUGUCAUGCUAAACCACCUUUACGCUCUUUCAAUAAAGGACGGGGUAAUGGUGCUGAGUGCGACUCACAGAUACAAGAAGAAAUACGUCACUUCUCUGCUUUACAAGCCUAUUUAAACCUCAACUUGGGUGCUCCACAGUGCUUUUAGAGAGCAGCAUGUUUGUCUUCUGCUGUUUUUUUCUGUGUGUGUGUGCGUGUGUCAUCACAUUUAGCCAAAUCUUGCACUGACACAAGUUUACAGGUGAGCUGAAGGCCAGCGGCUGUGACUGAGGUUAGCGUUUUAAAGAGGUUGCACUUCUGACUACAUAGGGCUCUGAACAAAAGUAGUGAAGUGUGUGUGCCGGGUGUCUGAGAGAGACGACAACCAUACUGUGGCUUUUACCUGUGACAUUGACAGAUCGAUAAGAGACUGACUAAAUCACUGUGUGUAUUUAAGUGUUUGGUGCACCUUGUGAUUAUGUUCAUGUUGGUGUUAAAAAAUCUAUUUUUGGGGGAUGCACAUCCACGUCAUAUUUGACUCUGUACGGUAGAGGACCUGUGGGAUUUUAAGUGGUACCGAUGUGGAGCAACAGUUUGACUUUAAUACGUGUUGUGUUGUCAUAUCAUCUCUCAACUGAUUCAGUGAAGUUUUAAACUAAAUGAAUUGAAUGCAGAAUAACUUAAUCUGGCCUGUAUUUAGGGUGGAGGUGCUGAAGAGGGCACUGGACUUGCUUGAAUUUGAAGUGCAAUAAUGUGCUGUAAAAAAAAGGACUGAAUUUUGCCUGUUGGUAGACCCUGAAGCUUAAUGUCCUGUUCUUCAGUGAACAACACACCAUAUAGUGUUGACGUUACUUAUUACACAAGUUAAAGAGCCCAUAUUAUGCACAUUUAAAUUUUAUUUUGGGGCCUGAUCCUAUAUGUUUACAAACUUUAAUGUUCAAAUACUUUUUAUUUUUCAAACUGUACAUUGCUGCAGCACCUCGGGAGCUAAACACUCUGGUUUAGCUCCCGUCUCUUUAAGGCCCCCCUGCUGAAAAUCCCAGUCUGAUCUGACUGGUCUGAUAAAAGCAAGGUAAUGUUUGUGACUUGCCAUAACCCAAGAUCUCUGAGUACAGGGAUGCAUGACUGGCAGGAACAAUGAUAGUGAAGAAAUAAUAGCAGAAUGUGAGGCAGCUGGCCGUUUUCAUUCGUGUUUGAGGGCACGUGGUGAUGUAGAUAAGUAACAGAAGAAAAGCUCAGACCUCAAACUAAGCAUUUUUGGCGGGUAAAAAGCAGUGUUUUCUGUGGGAGGAUGAUAUUUCGAUUUGGCUUUGGGCUUAGCACGUUUGCAGACCAUUUACAUGCAGAAAAAUGCAGCUACACUUUACACAUAAGAAACCCCAAAUAGCACAAUAUGGGCUCUUCAAGUUUCUCACAGUAGUCGCCCAGUGGAAUCUGCCACAUGAACUGAACUACAAAUGAAGUAGUUUGUUUCAGUUUUGUUAAUGUGAUGGUCACGAUAGACGGAGUGCUGCUUCAACAGGGAAACUGGUGUUCUAAGCUCAGUGUUUAGUUCUGCUGUUGCCUUUAUCUUGAUGUAAGUAUGCGAGCACUUUACCGUUCUGUGAGCAGGAGUGUUGAUGUAAGCUUUUAACUAUGCAGCAGACAACUCUGGUACUGUAGCUUCUCUGGACUACAGGCUCUAAUUUACACUGCAUUUUUUUUUUUUUUUUUUUUAAAGAUUUGAUGAACUUGCUGUGCUUCUUGUGUGUGCAUCUGUACUGAGUUCUACUGAUCAAACAGAAAUGUACUGUAUUUAUCUGUCAUGUAUAUAGUUAUAUACAGAGGCCUGUACACUUAAAGAGUUUCAACUUGCUGCUUUGCAUGCACUGAAUGUCUGCAGCUUGUGACGAAAUAUGGACGCAUUUACAGAAUGUAGUUAUGCAUUUAGAAGAUGACAGACAGCACACACCUCAGAAAGUGAUCAGAGGCACAUUACCAGAUGAAUUAUAGGGCUAUGAGGGCGAACAGCUGCCAUGAAUUUAAAUGUUGUACAAAGUUUGCUCACGUGUGUAUCCAUAAAAACCAUUCUGUAUUUUUUUGGUGUGGUGGCUUUAAGUUGUUGUUGUCACUUGAAAGCCGUGCUGUUGCGUUGUCUUCACGUACAGGACAGUAUAUGCUCACAGUUGAUGCACUCUACAGGCAUAAAAAGGGGCUUUCAUUAAUCCUGUUGGUGUUCAACUAGACACACUGAAAGUAUUUUGCGAAUGUUGAGCCUUGCCGUUUUGUCCAAAGAGUUUUUAAAACAUACAGAAACGAUAAGGGAUUAUGGACAUUAAAAGUCUCACAAGCAUGGAGUUUUAAGACUAAAACCAAAACUUGAAUUUUACAGCGGUUUCGUGAAUGUUUUAAAAUGCUUUGCAGAAGCAGUGUGAAGAUUCACUGUACAAGGUUUUACUUGUUUGCAAAUAAAGAGAGGACGUGUUGGUCCUAA
Amphiprion ocellaris (clown anemonefish) is the source of this 3310-nucleotide messenger RNA. It is a transcript of the gene prkab2, whose product is annotated as protein kinase, AMP-activated, beta 2 non-catalytic subunit. The transcript has 8 exons. Bases 168 to 974 code for a protein of 268 amino acids. Lineage: Eukaryota; Metazoa; Chordata; Actinopteri; Pomacentridae. Gene Ontology annotation, molecular function: protein kinase binding. The record is from RefSeq and is a predicted model, not a curated record. Gene Ontology annotation, cellular component: nucleotide-activated protein kinase complex; nucleus; cytoplasm. Gene Ontology annotation, biological process: signal transduction.